Zychaea mexicana is the source of this 543-nucleotide messenger RNA. RefSeq lists its product as uncharacterized. The transcript has 2 exons. The record is from RefSeq and is a predicted model, not a curated record. Lineage: Eukaryota; Fungi; Mucoromycota; Mucoromycetes; Mucorales; Lichtheimiaceae. Bases 1 to 543 code for a protein of 180 amino acids.
AUGGAGCCAAUUUCGGCUACUGCUUCUGGGGAGAAGCAUCUUCUUCAACUGCUCCUCCAUCGCGUUCCCGACCUAAGAACCACGAGCCCAACUGGACUGAUCCAGAAGAUGAGCAGCUUUGCACAUCUUGGAUUAGAAUCUCGGAACGGCAGAUACCAGACGUAUGACGAUUUCCGGAUUGAUGUUUACGAAGACUACACCGCCAAUCAGCCAGUUUCUACUGAGCGCAAUGUUGGUGGUAUGCAGUCGCUUGUUUUCGAACAUCCAGAAAGACGUCUCCAAAUUCUGUGGCUUCUGGAUGCGAAGGAAGCUUAUAAGAUCACUGAGCGUAAAACCUUCACAAAGGAAAAGUGUUGGAUGAUUUUGAAGGAUCACCCAAAAUGGCAAAAUGUCUUGAACAAGAAGGGAAAUGCCGAUAGCAAGAAGCUAAGUGGCAAGGGCAAGGGCAAGGGCAAAGCAGUUGCCGUUGAUCUGGACGGCUCUUGGCGACGAAAAGAGCACUGGCAGUCGCCCUGCGAGAGUGUAGCAGGAGAAGGAGCAUGA